Haliotis rufescens (red abalone) is the source of this 2078-nucleotide messenger RNA. Its product is annotated as NXPE family member 3-like. The record is from RefSeq and is a predicted model, not a curated record. The coding region runs from base 36 to 1616 and encodes 526 amino acids. The transcript has 4 exons. NCBI's taxonomy places the organism in Eukaryota, Metazoa, Mollusca, Gastropoda, Lepetellida, Haliotidae.
CCAGUUUGUCGUCAUUUGAAGGCCAAUACUUAGCCAUGAAGAAAAUCCAAAUAUGUGCUACUGUCUGUUUCGUUAUGACUGCACUUACCGUAUAUCUCCAUUUGAACUGGAAUACAUUCAGACUUUCACAGGGCUACUUUCCAACAAGAGGAACGACCUAUCUCACAGAGGAGGUAAUGCGUUAUGGACUGGUCAUUGUGCCUUCAUUAUGUGCAAAUGCGAACAAAUCCCGUGUGUCGCUCAACCACGCCCAUAAAGUCUACAGUUUAGGAGAGCAGAUUCAAGUGCAAGUAGAUCUGUAUGAUUUGUAUGGUAACCGCAAGUUAACGGGAGGUGACUUUCUGAGAGUCUGGAUGGAGAACCCAGAGACAGCAGCUUCCGUUUCCUGUCUGGUGUCGGACCACAAUAACGGAAGUUACACUGCUCUGCUCAGAGCCGUAUGGUCAGGAAGCGCUACAAUUAAGGCAUUCAUUGCCACGAGGAGGGAGGAGGUAGUUCUCAACUAUAUGAUAUACCAACAGCAUGGCAGUCUCUGGACGAUUUUAGCUGAAUUCCGGACAAACAAUCUAACAGAUGCAACAGCGUGUUCAGUUAGACAAGAGAAUUCCUUGAGGACAAACGAGUGGUGUAAUUUCACGAAUGAGAACAAUGGCGACAGUUUGUACUGUAAGAAGUCCAAAAUCAAGCAGUUAACAUGUGAUACGUGGUCGCAUUCGUUUAGUGCAAAUGGAAUGAGCUUUCUUCUUAAUGACACUGAGAGAAGCAUUAUUGGUUUGUCUGUGGCAGCUUUAAAACAAGAUGUUUUACAGAGUUCAGUGAGGGUGUCAGUUGGAGGAGGUCCGAAGGGUGUAAAACUAGCGUCUCCUUCAACUCCCUGCAAUGCGCUUCCGGCGGAAAUGACAUGGCGACGAACGUCCCCGAAUGGUUUCUUUCACCAGAACAAGUGGCAAUCGCUACUGUGUACUGACACAUUGCCUCGCACCAUUGAUGCUUACAGACAGUGCUUGAAAGGAAGAACGCUCUGGCUUCAUGGGGAUUCGACAAGUAAUCAGUUUAAAGGAGCUCUUCAUUCAAUUUUACGCUUUCCUUCCCAUACAGAUGGUCAUGUACCUGUUACUGAUACAGAUUUGAUACAUAAUUUUUCAAUUUCCUGGCAUGCUCACGAACUACCGUUCUAUCAUGGAGCUCGACACUAUAAAAGGUCAACAAACCAGGCACAGCACAUCAUGAUGGACCGCCUCCCGAACACCACCAAGGACAUUGUAGUGUUAUAUAUGUAUGUUCAUUUCCUGCUUGUCCAUCCGGAUGUGUUUAGGCGACAUGUUCAAAGACUUGUUCCAUCUGUCAGGAACCUCUUGGAACGCGCUCCUAAUGUUACAAUCGCAGUUCGUGGCCCACAUGCAUUUUUCAGAUCGAUGCAUGGUAUGUUAUCUUACUGGGGUCAUCUGUACAUUGAUAUUUGGCAUCAAGAAUUUGCUUCAAUGCAAGAUAAAAUUGUCUAUGUAGAUUUCUGGGACUUGACUAUGGCAAAACCAUCUCAGAAUUUCCACCCACAAACUAACACAGUGAACGAGAUGGUACACAACAUGAUGUCAUUGUUGUGCUUUAGAAAGUGAAGGAAUUGUUUUUUCAUAUGGAUAUAUACUCAGUUGCCUGUUUUGUAACAUGCGGGUUGUAUUUCUUCAGAUAAACUGGUGUUCUGUCUUUGAAUCGCGUUAUUUCAAUUUACAUCUUGAAAUUAUUUGGAAAUUUCACAUUUAGAUCUUCAUCACCCUCAUAAAAAUAUUCUUGACCAUGUUUAUAUCAGAAUAAUUGCUGCAGUUAUUUGUAAAUAUAUCGAUUAUUAAGUUUAUAUAACUGUAGAUUCCUUUCAUUUGACACCAAAGUAUCAAUUUGGUUUAAGAAAAUAGUUAUGAAAAAUCCACGAAAUACAUUUGAAACAAUUCGUUAAACGAAUGGUUUAUGUUAUAUGACCAAAAAAUAUGUUAUGUCUUAUCGUUAUUUAAUCUGUAUUCAGUACUUAGAAGGGGUAACUGUUGUUUCUCAAAUAAAUGAUUAAUAUCAGAGUAAAUAAGCGA